UAUCCCCAUCACCAUCUACAUAACCAUAACCAUGCAGAACGUGAAACCACGCGCCGCCUUGCUCGCAAGCCCCGGGAUGGGCCACGUCAUCCCUGCCGUCGAACUCAGCCACCGCCUCGCCGCCCUCCACGGCUUCCACGUCACCGUCUUCGUCCUCGAAGCCGACCCAGAGUCCGCCCAGUCCCGCUUCCUCAGCUCAUCCUCCCCCGCUGCUACUGACUUGGACGUCCACGUCAUCACCCUCCCGCCGCCUGAGAUCACUGUCAAUCCUUCGGCCCACGUCGUCGUCAAGAUCGCUGCGAUGAUGCGUGAGAGCGUCCCGGCAGUCCGAUCAAAGAUAGCGGCGAUGCCCAACAAACCAACGGCUCUGAUCGUUGACUUGUUCGGCACCGAAGCAUUGCGGCUAGCAGACGAGUUCAAUAUGUUGAAGUAUGUUCUCAUAGCCUCCAACGCGAGAUUUCUCGCAGUGGUUUUAUAUUUUCCGACGCUUGACGAAGCUGUGGAAAAGGAGCACGUAAACCGGAAGAAACCUCUCGCUAUACCGGGAUGCGAACCGGUUCGCUUUGAGGAUAAUCUCGAUGCAUACCAGGACCGUACCGACCCGUUAUACCACGAGUUUAUGCGUAUAGGUAAGGCGUUUGCAACGACAGACGGGAUUUUGGUAAAUACGUGGGAGGAAAUGGAACCUAAGACGUUGAAAUCGCUGCAAGAUCCGAACCUUUUAGGCCGGGUUGCUCGUGCACCGGUUUAUCCUAUCGGCCCGUUGAAUAGACCGGUCGAAACUGCUAAAACCGUUCGAAGCCCGGUUUUGGAAUGGUUAGACAAACAACCGGCUGAGUCGGUCUUAUACAUCUCGUUCGGGAGCGGCGGCUCGCUGACGGCUAAACAGCUGAUCGAGUUAGCUUACGGGCUCGAGCUGAGUCAACAACGAUUCCUGUGGGUGGUCCGGCCUCCAGUUGAUGGCUCAGCAUCAGCAGAGUAUUUCACGGCCAACACCGGAGGCGGAAACGGCGGGGAUGGGACGCCAGGAUAUCUGCCCCAAGGAUUCGUAGCAAGGACCAGGAAUCUCGGGCUUGUGGUCCCAUCAUGGGCCCCACAGGCCGAGGUUCUGGCUCAUGUGGCCGUGGGCGGGUUCCUGACUCACUGUGGAUGGAACUCAACCCUGGAGAGCAUCGUGAACGGCAUCCCGAUGAUUACGUGGCCGCUCUUCGCCGAGCAGAGAAUGAACGCGAGGCUGCUGAAGGAAGAGAUCGGCGUGGCCGUCGGAUCGGAGGAACCAUCGGAUGGCUGUGAUUGCUUCUUCGUUUCGAGGAACGAGAUCGAAGGGAUGGCGAGGAAGAUAAUGGCGGGGGAAGAAGAGAAUGAGAUGCGGAAGAAGGUGAUGAUGCUUAGGAACUCGGCGGAGAACUCACUGAGCCGUCGUGACUCGCUGUCGAAACUCGCCAAGGAGUGCGAGAUUCAUUUGGAGCGUGUGAUGGACAUGCAACGUGGUGGCUAGGGACGUGAGCUUAUCGUUUUACGUUUCUGCGUUUGGAUUGCGUGUUGUUUUUGGUGCAUGCACAUGUAAUCACGUGAAACAAUGUAUUGUGCCUAUUUACGGAAUAAUUAAUGUCGAUUGUUCGAUU
Molecule: messenger RNA, 1625 nt
Organism: Tarenaya hassleriana
Lineage: Eukaryota; Viridiplantae; Streptophyta; Magnoliopsida; Brassicales; Cleomaceae
Product: UDP-glycosyltransferase 72E2-like
Exons: 1
Coding region: 32-1498 (488 amino acids)
Molecular function (GO): UDP-glycosyltransferase activity
Source: RefSeq, a predicted model, not a curated record